Sphenostylis stenocarpa is the source of this 2004-nucleotide messenger RNA. The record is from the annotation of a GenBank genome assembly. Lineage: Eukaryota; Viridiplantae; Streptophyta; Magnoliopsida; Fabales; Fabaceae.
AUGAAACUGAGUCCAAGGGAGGUGGAGAAACUGGUCCUGCAUAAUGCUGGCUACCUUGCUCAGAAACGUCUUGCUCGUGGUUUAAGACUCAAUUAUACUGAAGCUGUGGCUCUUAUUGCCACACAGAUUAUGGAAUUUGCUCGAGAUGGUGAAGAGAGUGUGGCAUCACUAAUGUGCAUUGGGCAACAGCUAUUGGGAAGGAGACAGGUUCUUCCAAAGGUUCCACAUCUCUUAAAUGCUGUUCAGGUUGAAGCUACCUUUCCUGAUGGGACUAAAUUAGUCAUAGUUCAUGGUCCAAUUGCUUGUGAAAAUGGAGAUCUAGAAAAAGCACUAUGUGGUUCUUUUCUUCCAGUACCUUCACUCGACAAAUUUGCUGAGAUCAAAGAAGAUAACAGAGUUCCAGGUGAAAUAUUAUGUAGAGACGGAUAUCUAGCUCUUAACCUUGGAAGGAAAGCAGUGAAUCUCAAAGUUGUCAACAAGGGAGACAGAACAAUUCAGGUUGGCAGCCACUAUCAUUUUAUUGAAGUAAAUCCAUAUAUGACUUUUGAUCGAAGAAAAUCAUAUGGCAUGCGCCUCAAUAUAGCUGCAGGGAAUUCUGUUCGCUUCGAGGUGCAAUUCUACGUUGUUUGGGAGAGUAAAGUCGUUAAGCUUGUAAGCAUUGGAGGUAACAAAGUCAUCAGAGGAGGUAAUGGCAUUGCUGAUGGUCCAGUUAGUGAAACCAAUCUUAAGGAAGCAAUGGAGGCUGUGUGCAAAAGGGGGUUUGGACAUAAGGACGAGGAAGAUGCAAGUGAAGGUAUUACUGAGGUAGACUCUAACUCUCCUUUCACCACAUUCAUUUCUCGUGAGGAAUAUGCUAACAAGUAUGGUCCAACUACUGGUGACAAAAUCCGUCUUGGAGACACCAAUUUGCUUGCUGAAAUUGAGAAAGAUUUUGCUCGUUAUGGUGAUGAAUGCAUUUUUGGAGGUGGAAAAGUUAUAAGAGAUGGAAUGGGUCAAUCAUGUGGGCAUCCACCUGCAAUCUCCUUGGAUACCGUUAUAGCAAAUGUUGUGAUAAUCGAUUAUAGUGGAAUAAUCAAAGCAGAUAUAGGCAUUAAAGAUGGCCUUAUUGUCUCAAUUGGUAAAGCAGGGAAUCCAGACAUCAUGGAUGAUGUAUAUUUGAAUAUGAUUAUUGGGGCUAACACUGAAGUUAUAGCUGGAGAAUGGUUGAUAGUAACAGCUGGGGCUAUAGAUUGUCAUGUGCAUUAUAUAUGCCCUCAAUUAGUAUAUGAGGCCAUAUCGAGUGGCAUCACAACAUUAGUGGGAGGUGGAACAGGUCCAACUGCUGGAUCACGUGCCACAACUUGUACACCGGCACCAUCUCUGAUGAAACUAAUGCUGCAAUCAACUGAUGACCUGCCUCUAAACUUUGGUUUUACUGGCAAAGGCAGUUCCAAGCCUGAUGAACUACAUGAAAUAAUCAAGGCUGGAGCAAUGGGGCUGAAGCUGCAUGAGGACUGGGGAUGUACACCUGCUGCAAUAGAUAACUGCUUGACUAUUGCUGAACAAUAUGAUAUACAGGCACAACUUUCUUUGUUACAAUUUUAUUUUUGUUUUAUCAACAUACAUACCGACACCUUAAAUGAAGCUGGAUUUGUUGAACAUAGUAUUGCCGCAUUUAAAGGAAGAACUAUUCAUACUUACCACAGGGAUAUUCUAGAAGACUUAGCUUUUGCAUGCUCAAGGAUAAGAGAAAAAACAAUUGCUGCUGAAGAUAUUUUGCAUGAUAUUGGAGCAAUUAGUAUUAUAUCUUCUGAUUCACAGGCAAUGGGUCGAGUUGGAGAGGUGAUAAGCAGAACUUGGCAAACUGCCAAUAAGAUGAAGAUACAACAAAGAGGACCACUCCAGCCUGAUGAAUCAGACAAUGACAACUUUCGGAUCAAACGAUAUAUUGCAAAAUAUACUAUAAAUCCUGCUAUAGCAAAUGGUUUCUCACAACAUGUUGGUCCGGUUGAGGUAAAUGUUUAA